Molecule: messenger RNA, 624 nt
Organism: Pneumocystis jirovecii RU7
Lineage: Eukaryota; Fungi; Ascomycota; Pneumocystomycetes; Pneumocystales; Pneumocystaceae
Exons: 4
Coding region: 1-624 (207 amino acids)
Source: RefSeq, a predicted model, not a curated record
AUGUUAAAUAAACAUUCAUGUAGCGAAGAAGAUUUAGAUAUACAAAAGGAAAAAAGUUUAGAACCUCUUAAUGAGAUAAACGUUUUCAAAAACCCUAUCACUAGGCAAAACAUUCAUUUAGAAACACUUUCGCAAGAAAAAAUUGAAUAUUUAAUAAAAAAAGCACAAAAAAACCUUGAGGCUCUUUCAAAAACAUCAAGUCCUAAGGAAACAGACCAUCGAAAAAGCACUAAAAAAAACACUUUUAAAUGGAAAGGUGAUCAUAUUACGCCAACCUAUAUAUCAAAAACAGGAAAUAUUAGCUCUAUAAAGCCAGAAGUUUUAGAAAAAAGCUAUAAAGUAAUUAACGAUGAUAUCAACCAACCAAUUCACUAUAAACCACCAUUAAGUCGAAAAGAAAAAAAAAAAAGCAAAUCUAAAUGCUUUUGUCAUUUGCUUGCAAUGGAGAGAAAAGGAAAAAACUGCUGGGAAAGACUGGUUUCACAUGUCCAAGCCCGAGCUAACACAGUCUCUCAAGACAGAACUGCAGAUCCUGAAAAUGAGAAAUAUCUUGGACCCCAAACGACACUACAAAAAGGACAAGAAAGACCUCCCAACAUACUUCCAGCUUGGAACAAUGAUUGA